This is a messenger RNA of Photinus pyralis (common eastern firefly), 513 nucleotides long. Its product is annotated as pigment-dispersing hormone peptides-like. The transcript has 3 exons. NCBI's taxonomy places the organism in Eukaryota, Metazoa, Arthropoda, Insecta, Coleoptera, Lampyridae. The record is from RefSeq and is a predicted model, not a curated record. The coding region runs from base 98 to 424 and encodes 108 amino acids.
AGUUACGUCAAAGGGUGGUAACCACCCACUUGCAUCUGUAUUUAAAGAAAAAUCUGAGACAGACUCGAUCAGUUUACAGUAUUUAGCGAUCAACGCAAUGAGUGCGCAGUACGUUCAACACGUAUUAUGCUGUGUUAUGGCUUUGUAUAUUAUCCUCACCGUAUAUGCAACCCUAAUUUCGGCAUACCCCGCAUCUAUCGACGAAGACAAAUUUGAUAAGGAGCAGUCUAUGACCCCUGGCGCACAUCAAUUGGCUAGCUGGUUAACGUACCUAAUGCGAAAAAAUGACUACCUACAGCAGCAAUCAGAGGAUUCGCCGAUGUUGCAUUACCGCUUAUCCGGGGGACAAGGAAAACGUAAUUCUGAACUUUCCAACUCAAUGAUGGGUUUACCCAAAAACAUGAUCGAUAAUGGGAAAAAGUAAUUAGUCAGUUGAAAUUGACGUUUGCUUAGGCCUGUUAUAUUACGUGAUUGUGUACAUUUAUUAUUAAUAAAUAGAAAAGAUAUUUUAAA